Molecule: messenger RNA, 2114 nt
Organism: Lutra lutra (Eurasian river otter)
Lineage: Eukaryota; Metazoa; Chordata; Mammalia; Carnivora; Mustelidae
Gene: NSL1
Product: NSL1 component of MIS12 kinetochore complex
Exons: 6
Coding region: 52-891 (279 amino acids)
Biological process (GO): mitotic sister chromatid segregation
Cellular component (GO): MIS12/MIND type complex; kinetochore
Source: RefSeq, a predicted model, not a curated record
GAGAGCCCGCCCUUCCGCUCCCAGCUCCCGCCCGCAGUUCAAACUGGGAAGAUGGCGGGGGCUCCUGUAGUAGUCCCUUCCCCUCCGCGGGACGUGGAGAGGGCGACCGGGGCGGACGACGGGGACUCGGCCGCCGCCACCUCCCGAGAGGACUUCCGGGUGCGCUGCACCUCAAAGCGGGCCGUGACGGAAAUGCUAGAGCUGUGCGGCCGCUUUGUGAAAAAGCUCGGGGACACGCUGCCAGAGGAGAUUCGGGAGCCCGCGCUGCGAGAUGUGCAGUGGACUUUUGAAUCAGCUGUGCAAGAGAAUGUCAGCAUCAAUGGACAAGCAUGGCAGGAAGCUUCAGACAGUUUUAUGGAUUCUGAUAUCAAAGUACUUGAAGAUCAGUUUGAUGAAAUCAUAGUAGAUAUAGCCACAAAACGUAAGCAGUAUCCCAGAAAGAUCCUUGAAUGUGUCAUCAAAACCAUAAAAGCAAAACAAGAAAUUCUGAAGCAGUACUACCCUGUUGUACAUCCAUUGGACCUCAAAUAUGACCCUGAUCCAGCCUGUCGUGUGGAAAAUUUGAAAUGCAGGGGAGAAACAAUAGCUAAGGAAAUCAGUGAAGCCAUGAAGUCCUUGCCUGCAUUAAUUGAACAAGGAAAUGGAUUUUCCCAAGUUUUAAAGAUGCAGCCUAUUAUCCAGCUCCAGAGGGUCCACCAAGAAGUCUUUUCCGGUUGUUAUAGGAAACCAGAUGUUAAACCUGAGAGCUUUAUAACACAAAUAGAAACCACACCAACAGAGACUUCAACCAGGAAAGCCACUGACCUGGUCCUGAAAAGAAGGCGACCUAAAGACUGUCCCCAGAGAAAAUGGUAUCCACUGCGGCCAAAGAGAAUUAAUCUCGACACAUAAACUCUUCUUGUUUGUCUUGAGAGUUGAAAUUCAGCACUGUCAACAUGUAGAUUAUAGCCUAAUGCCUAGACAGGACUUCAUUUAAAAAGGCAAAUAACUCUUUAACUAGUGAUUCCUUUAUACAAAUAUAGUAGCUCUAUGCUAGGAUAUAAUGUAAUAAUUGUAUUUCCUCAACAUUUCGUCUCUGGUAGGUGAAAAGUAUAUUUUUUGAAUAUUGGCACAAAGCCCAUCAGUGGGCAUUAAGAGUGUAGGCUUUUACAGUCCUUAGACGUAAUUAGCUCUUGGCUGCCUUACAUUUUGUGGAAUAUCACUAGUAACACGUUCUAUUGGAUUUCUAGUAUACAUCUUUCUUUUAAGAAGAGCAGUGUCACAGUUGUCUCUAAGUGCUAAAAGUAAUCAUCAGUUCUGUUUAGGAGCUAGGAGCAGAUAAAGUUUGUUUGUUUCCCCAAUGCAGUUUGAUUUAUCACAUUGAUAUGCAGAUGAGGAGACUGGCUUUGACUUUGUUAUUCCAAGUUUGGCUAAUUUGGAUUUGUGGUAUUAUUUUUAGAAUUUUUUUGUUUUUGUUUUGUAAGACAAAGAUGAUUUAUUUAUAUAAGACUUUCUCUUAGAAAUAAAAAUUGGCAUGUAGCCAAUGUUUCUUGUCCACACUUAUUUUCUAUAGGCCUUUCAACUUUUAAACAUUAUUUGACUUGGGACUAAGGUUUUCUCUUCAGAAUUUUUUAUUAUAUCUUUGUACAUGAUUGCAGUUCAAAAAUAUAUAUUGGAUUAAAAAUUAACAAGUUGUCAUUGUAGAACAAAUAUAGUUGCAAUCAAACUGAACUAUUUUACAUUUACGACUGUUUAUUAUCAAGGAUGUUAUUGGUAGAAGGCAAAGAAAGCUAUAUCGCCUAUAGCUCUAAUAUUUCACUUUAGCUUAUUAUAGCUCUUACUGUGUCUCUUCCACACAUUAAUACAAUGUAGGCAGGGCCAUCUAACUUUUCUCCUUUACUCCUUUGAUGCUUAUAACUUCAUUCGUUUGCAGAGGAAUUUAAUCAUGAUGUUGGGAAAUCUGUAAUUCUCAUUUAUUAUGUCUUAACAAUCAUGAAAAUGUGAUAAAGUCUGUCUCAGUGAAGAAAAUUUACAAAGCCACUUUAUUGCACUCUGUAUUUUAAUGUUGCAAUUUCAGAUCUGUAUAUUUGUAAUUGCAGUGUGUUUUUAAUUAAAAUAAUGUACAAAGACUGAAA